AUGGCACCCGGCGUGACAGGCUGUCUGGGAGAAGUGCAACUUCUGGGGGUCGUUGACCACGAGAUACAGCCUGUACGAAACGACCUACGACAGGAAGCUGACGGAGACAGCAUGGCGAUAAACUUCAAGGACGGGGUGAUCCUGGGAGCGGACUCACGCACGACGACGGGCGCAUAUAUUGCCAACCGGGUGACGGACAAGCUGACGCAGGUGCACGACACGAUAUGGUGCUGCCGCUCCGGCUCGGCAGCAGACACGCAGGCGGUGGCAGACAUCGUCAAGUACCAUCUAGGCAUGUACGGCGUGGUAUACGACAAGCAGCCCACCACGCAGACGGCCGCCGCUCUCUUCCAGGAGCUCUGCUACGACAACAAAGACGCCCUGAGUGCGGGUAUAAUAAUUGCCGGCUACGACGAACGGCAUGGCGGCCAGGUAUACAGCAUCCCCCUGGGCGGCUCCCUACACAAGCAGCCGUAUGCGAUUGGGGGCUCUGGGUCGACGUACAUCUACGGCUACUGCGAUGCACACUGGCGAGAAGGCAUGGACGAGGCGGAGGGCGUGGAAUUCGUCAAGAACUCGCUGCGAGAGGCCAUCAAAUGGGACGGCAGCUCCGGGGGCGUCAUCCGCAUGGUCGUCCUCACCAAGCAGGGCGCCGUCCGGCACCUCUACCUCCCUGACAACGGAUACACGGGGCCAGGCUCUUCUGCUCCUUAG
This is a messenger RNA of Microsporum canis CBS 113480, 714 nucleotides long. Its product is annotated as proteasome component PRE3. Gene Ontology annotation, molecular function: threonine-type endopeptidase activity. Gene Ontology annotation, cellular component: proteasome core complex. The transcript is spliced from 4 exons. Bases 1 to 714 code for a protein of 237 amino acids. The record is from RefSeq and is a predicted model, not a curated record. Lineage: Eukaryota; Fungi; Ascomycota; Eurotiomycetes; Onygenales; Arthrodermataceae.